This is a messenger RNA of Helobdella robusta, 909 nucleotides long. RefSeq lists its product as hypothetical. NCBI's taxonomy places the organism in Eukaryota, Metazoa, Annelida, Clitellata, Rhynchobdellida, Glossiphoniidae. The record is from RefSeq and is a predicted model, not a curated record. Gene Ontology annotation, cellular component: membrane. Bases 1 to 909 code for a protein of 302 amino acids. The transcript has 3 exons.
AUGCAAAGUGUUCUGCUUCAAUGCUAUCUAACAGCUCACACAGUUACAACUGUGCAAGGGAUUUGGCAUCAAAUCAGAGGAGAAUUCAUGUUUGUGAAUUUUUUAUUUCCCGUUGAGAAAAUCGACCUUUUCAACAGAUGUCAGUGGCCGAUACCGGUGAACAUAUUUUUGUCGUAUAAGGUGGUUCUGGCUCUCUUCACGACGGUAAUAACAAUCGGGGCACCAAUCUAUGCUGGCCUUCGUUACUUUGUGUACCUAACAAACAUCUCAUACACAAUAACUGCAAUUUAUUUUCUCUCGUCCGCUAUUCGCACUGUGACCUUUGAAGUUCUACGCAGGAAAAGAAACAACAGACGUUCAGAGGUUAUAUUUAAUGGGAACAUUGAUCCGAGUAGCCUUAGGAAACAGAACAUCAUACACGCACUUUUGAAGUUCAGCAUUUAUUUUGAAUGGAUGGCCCGCCACCUCGCUUACUGUGGUGCACUGAUUGUGACUGUAGGAUUUUAUAGUUUUGUGGCAAGUUUACAGGGAAUGAGUGGCAGGACCUUGUUCGACGUCAACUUCCAUAUUAUGAACAGCGUGAUCGUCCUCGUUGAUUUGUUUAUUUCUGCUUCUCCUGUUAAACUGUUCCACGGAGUAUGGGUGGUCGUUUAUGGAAUCGCAUAUGGAGUUUUCACUUACAUUUAUUAUUUAUUGUAUGACGAGGUUUUGUAUCGAGUGCUGUCCGAUUGGUCCGAUCCACACACAGCGGCCAGAUAUUUCGCUUUGUUCGUUUUUAUCGGAUCUCUACUCAGCAAUUUAUUUAUCUAUUUGUUGUAUUUAUUGAGAGUUAUGUUGUACGUCAACUUAAGAAGGUAUUUGCUAUCUAGAUCCGAAGAACGCACUGGAUUGUAUGUCGUGAACCCUUGA